CAAUUCCUUUAGAGGGGAGAGAACAUGCAAAGCACAUCGUGUAAAAAAUGUCAUGGGUGGUCUCAGAGGAGACGAGAAGAGGGUCAAAUUAUGUAAUGAGCUUUAGGGAAAACACAUUUUUACACGCUUUCUAUCAAAGAAUACUGAUUAAAAUAUGAUGUCUUAAUCAUGACAGUGAGAGGUGCAAACACAUCUUGUUUUUCCUCUCAAUGACUGCACAGUCCUGCCAGUCAUACCAGUGCAGACUGUACGAACAUCCCAGCUUACAUCAGACCGUGACACAUCCUAGAAAAUUGAUUGUUGUUUGAAAGAAUGAAGUGAAAUUCAGCGGGCGGACUUUCAUUCAUCUUCUGCACGUCUCAUCCUUACGACAACUGGGAGGGUCUGGUGGCAGAAUGCCUAACGCUGAUUGGUCAGCAAGUGGGCCUCCUUUGCCAAGCCCACAACAUAAGCAGGUAUAUAUGCACUUAAGUUGCAAGGGGACAAGAAGAAGAAGAAAUAAGGACAUUUGGGAUCAUUAUUUACUGCACAGUUUAUUUUCCUGAUCCUUAUUUUCUUCCACCUAAGUCUGUGAGAUGAAGACCCAGCAACCUCUUCAUGUGGCCACACCUGUGAGGCAGAGCCUUGCCUUGACCAAAGUGGCUGGGACCUCUGUUUACCUCAAGCUGGAUUCAUCUCAGCCCACAGGAUCCUUUAAGAUCAGGGGCAUCGGCCACCUCUGCAAAACUUGGGCAGAGCGAGGAUGUGAGCGGUUUGUCUGCUGUUCAGGAGGAAAUGCUGGUAUGGCAGCAGCUUAUUCUGCCCGCCAGCUCGGGGUACCUGCUACCAUAGUAGUUCCAAGUGUCACACCAAAUCCCACAGUGGAGAGGCUGAGGGACGAGGGUGCCACUGUGGUCAUCCAUGGAAAGGCUCUAAAUGAAAGCAUUGAAUAUGGACAACAGCUUGUGGCAAAUAACCCUGGGUGGAUAUUCAUCUCUCCGUUUGAUGACCCCCUCAUCUGGGAAGGCCAUACAUCUCUGGUGAAGGAGCUGGAGCAAGACCUGAGGGAGAAGCCAGGAGCCAUAGUGCUGUCGGUGGGAGGUGGAGGCCUACUGAACGGAGUGGUGGAGGGACUGCGUCGUGCUGACUGGGCUGACGUACCUAUUGUAGCCAUGGAAACCAUGGGAGCACAUAGCCUCAAUGCAGCCAUGAAGGCUGGACAGCUGGUCACUUUACCUGCAAUUACCAGUGUUGCGACCACACUGGGCCUGACACGGGUCUCUGCACAGACAAUGAAACUGGUGCAGGAGCACACAGUUUUCUCAGAGGUAAUCACAGACCAGGAGGCUGUAAAAGCUGUCGAACACUUUGUAGAUGACGAGAAGGUCCUGGUGGAGCCUGCCUGUGGUGCCGCCCUGGCAGCUGUGUACAGUGGUAUUAUCAAAAGGUUGCAGGAUGAGGGCAAGCUGGCUCAGCACCUUGGCCCUGUGGUCAUUGUGGUGUGCGGAGGCAACAACAUCAGCAUGGGGCAAUUGUGGAGGCUGAAAAAACAGCUGGGUAUUAUCUAGCUUGGCCGACUACCUGUGGUCUUUCUGACCUUUCUUCUAUUCCUCCAUCAGUUGGUCUCAAUCCUUAAUCCCAUUGUCGAUGUGCUCCACUGACUAAAUCAUUCCAGACCGUGAAAAUCUCCUGAGACUGACAAAUGUGAGUGCGAGCAGCUGGAGGGAUUUUUUUUUUUUUUUAUCUUUUAAAAAUGUUGUAGUUGUGACACUGCUCUGGUAGAGGUAGUUUGUGACUAGAGAGACCUCUAUAGACUGACACAUUUAGGUUGCAUUCACAUUUGUAUUUAGCAUGCUUGCUUUGUAAAAUUUUCCUCCGCUUUUGUACUUUUGAGAUGUAUUUAAAAAAUUAAUAAAUUAUAUUUCUGAAUAUUCUGCCUGAAGAAUAAUUUUCCUUUGUCAUUCCUGGCUGCAGAUGGUAUGUAAAAUUACAGAUCGAACCACUUCUUCACAGCAUGAAGUAUCAUACAGAAUAUCAUGAAUGGACUUCUGGCUCAUGUUUGCCUCCUAUUGUAAGUGAUAAAUCGGCCACAAUGAUAUUUACAGUAUACAGUAUAUCUUUAUACUCUGUCUUUAAUAACCAGACACAUCAAGGUCGACCACUCUCCAAACCGAUUUUAGAAAUGUUAAUAAAUUGCAGCCUUGAAAACACACAUCCAAAGAAAAUCCAAAGUACUUCAGUAUAUAAAAUGUGCAUUCUGUAUGUCUACAUGCCAUAUAUAUACGUAUUGCACUUGCUAUGUAAAGCCCUUUGGUAUCACUUCUGAUAAAGGGAUGUUUAAACAGUGCAUAUGUGAAGUUAUUAUUUGAGCUCCAUCUUAAUAACAAUCUCUUCCAUACCAUUAAAUUAUUCAUUGUACAACAAUUUGUUCAAGUUCCUCACACCUUAGGGGCGUGCUUUGGCAGGCAC
Molecule: messenger RNA, 2448 nt
Organism: Seriola aureovittata
Lineage: Eukaryota; Metazoa; Chordata; Actinopteri; Carangiformes; Carangidae
Product: L-serine dehydratase/L-threonine deaminase-like
Exons: 8
Coding region: 576-1547 (323 amino acids)
Biological process (GO): L-serine catabolic process; L-threonine catabolic process
Molecular function (GO): pyridoxal phosphate binding; threonine deaminase activity; L-serine ammonia-lyase activity
Source: RefSeq, a predicted model, not a curated record